Messenger RNA from Microstroma glucosiphilum, 321 nucleotides. RefSeq lists its product as hypothetical. The transcript is spliced from 2 exons. The record is from RefSeq and is a predicted model, not a curated record. Bases 1 to 321 code for a protein of 106 amino acids. NCBI's taxonomy places the organism in Eukaryota, Fungi, Basidiomycota, Exobasidiomycetes, Microstromatales, Microstromataceae.
AUGCUGGGCCUGCUGCCCAAAAACAGUCAACAGAGACGAGAGAAAGCCGCUGCCACCGACUGCUUCCCUGACCCAGCGAGCGCCAACAAGUCUUCCCUGUCUCGCCUAGCCAAGGUCGGCUACAGGCAGGAGCAACAUACCUCUUCGAUCCAGAUGUACACCUUCUGGGGUCACUGGGUGCGGCUACCGUACCAGCUGCCUGCAAAGCUCGGCAGCGUCAAGUCCUCAACAGAUGCGCUGGUAGACACGUUCCAUGAGAUUGCCGCUGCUGGGAACGGAGGCAAGCAGGUCAAACAGAGACCUGCAGCGUUCAGGCCAUAG